AAGGAUUUUGGAUGUUGUUGCCUUGAAGACGCCCAAGCUUUCAUAGACAAGCAUGGGUUGUGUUUGAAGAGUUGAAGCUGCUAGUAACGCCUUCCGUCAGAUGCAAAAUUUUCCAUUUCAUGAUAAACUUAUGCGGAUACAAUACACAAAGACAAAGUCGGAUUUUAUUGCCAAAAAUGAUGGAAGCUUUGUUCCCAGAGAAAAGAAGAAGCAAGAUCAAAAAGCUGAAAGGAAACGACGCACGGAGGAAGCACAGCAAUCUGCAAUGCCAAAUGGUGCAGGUUCUCUAAGUAAUGGUGGACCGAAGGCUCCUUUCCAUCAUGGAAACGUGAAUGCUCAAGAGCAGGCUGCACCGAACAAUAUUCUGUUCGUACAGAAUUUACCUCAUGAGACAACUAGCAUGAUGCUGCAACUGCUUUUUGAACAGUACCCUGGGUUCAGGGAAGUUAGGAUGCUUGAAGCAAAGCCGGGUAUUGCAUUCGUGGAGUAUGAAGACGAACAGCAGUCUUGUACAGCAAUGCAGAACCUCCAGGGUUUCAAAAUCGCCCCUCAAUAUCCCAUGGCCAUCACUUUCGCGAAGAAGUGAAGUGAACCUAUCCUUGUGUCGAUGAUGUUUAAUUCCGUGCUUUGUAUAACUUUGUACGGGUGGGAAUUCCUGCAAGUAUG
Messenger RNA from Hibiscus syriacus, 666 nucleotides. Its product is annotated as U2 small nuclear ribonucleoprotein B'' 2-like. Lineage: Eukaryota; Viridiplantae; Streptophyta; Magnoliopsida; Malvales; Malvaceae. The coding region runs from base 101 to 586 and encodes 161 amino acids. The record is from RefSeq and is a predicted model, not a curated record. Gene Ontology annotation, molecular function: RNA binding. Gene Ontology annotation, cellular component: U2 snRNP. The transcript has 4 exons. Gene Ontology annotation, biological process: mRNA splicing, via spliceosome.